AUGAGCGUGCUCGCGGCCGCGGACGCGGGGGCUCUCGUGGCGGAGCGCGCGGCCCCGCCGGCCGCCGCCGCCGACGACGUCGCCUCGGCGACCCUCGCGGCGCAGGCCCGCGUCGUCGACGCGCUCUCCUACGUCGAGCCCUACGCGGCGGCGGCGGCGGCGGCGCUCGUCGAGGCGGAGCUCGCGCGCGGCGGCGCGGCGCCGCCCGCGUCCCCGGCCCUGGCCGUGGCGGCGCCGGUCUGGCCGCGGUCCGCGGUCCUCGAGGCCGAGCUCGCGCGCGCGGCGUCGGGCGCGGACCUCGCGCCGCUCGAGGUCUCCCGCUACGCGUGCGACGCGCCGCCGGACGGCUCCGGCGCGGCGGCGUGGCGCGCGGCGGCGGACAACGCCGCGGCGCAGCUCGGGCACCAGGCGAACCGCGUCGUCAACCUCGAGCUCGCCGAGGCCUUCGGCGAGGCGGCGUGGCGCCGCCACGCCGCGGACCUCGCCGCGGCGCGCGACGCGCUCCGCGCGAGCGCGCGCGGCGCGCGCGCGGCCGCGGAGCGCGUCAACGCCGCGCGCCGCGCGGACCAGGAGCGGCUCGCGCCGGAGAUCCUCCGGGCCGAGCGGCGCUGCGCCGCGCGGCUCGAGGCGCGCGGCGCGCUCGAGGCCGAGGUCGCCGGGCUCCGCGCGCGCGUCGCGGCCGGGGACGCGCGCGCGGGCGCGUAG
This is a messenger RNA of Aureococcus anophagefferens, 705 nucleotides long. RefSeq lists its product as hypothetical. Gene Ontology annotation, cellular component: Prp19 complex; precatalytic spliceosome; catalytic step 2 spliceosome. The record is from RefSeq and is a predicted model, not a curated record. The coding region runs from base 1 to 705 and encodes 234 amino acids. Gene Ontology annotation, biological process: mRNA processing. Lineage: Eukaryota; Pelagophyceae; Pelagomonadales; Pelagomonadaceae. The transcript has a single exon.